ACAAAGGCCUAUAUAUGACUUACAGUUUCUACAAUUGAUUGACCCCGUUUAAACUGUUACAAUUUCAACCAUGGCAUCUCUGAAAGGGCCAGGAGCUACUUUAGGCUUUGACGGCUCGGGGCUUCGAAUUGCAAUUGUUCAUGCGAGGUGGAAUAUGGGCAUAAUUGGUCCUCUUGUGGAAGGGGCAAGAAAGAGCCUUCUAGCAGCUGGUGUAGCUGAGGACCAUAUCACAACCCUUACUGUCCCUGGCAGCUAUGAGUUACCAUAUGCCGCUCAGCGACUCUACGCAGCUUCUCAGCUGCAAGCAGCCAAGAGCUCGUCCUCCGGUGAGGGGAUCAGUGCCACGGAUUUGCUCUCUUCCUCUACCGCAGACAUUAGCAAAGCGUCCCCGCAAUCCCCAGCAUCUGCUACCUCUAGGCCGUUUGAUGCCAUUAUCACCAUAGGCGUUCUUAUCAAGGGAGAGACCAUGCAUUUUGAGUACAUCGCAGAUGCUGUGUCUCACGGAUUGAUGCGUGUUCAAUUAGAUUCGGGCGUGCCUGUCAUUUUUGGGGUGCUCACCGUUUUGACUGAAGAACAGGGCUUGGAAAGGGCUGGGCUAGGGAAGAAGGGAAUGCAUAAUCAUGGAGAAGAUUGGGGUAAUGCUGCUGUGGAGCUUGGAGCAAGAAGAAGAGAAUGGGCUGAGGGUAGAAUUGCUUAGGUCUGUUUCGAAAACUUUCAAGGAAUUGAUUAUUAGGAUCUGAAGACACUUGUAAGUUAGUAAUUUAGUAGCAGGCCCUCAUGGUCAGAGGUAUAGGACUUCAUGUAUGCGCAACAUUAUGCUGG
Molecule: messenger RNA, 822 nt
Organism: Aspergillus nomiae NRRL 13137
Lineage: Eukaryota; Fungi; Ascomycota; Eurotiomycetes; Eurotiales; Aspergillaceae
Product: lumazine synthase RIB4
Exons: 3
Coding region: 71-697 (208 amino acids)
Biological process (GO): riboflavin biosynthetic process
Cellular component (GO): intracellular anatomical structure; riboflavin synthase complex; mitochondrial intermembrane space
Molecular function (GO): 6,7-dimethyl-8-ribityllumazine synthase activity
Source: RefSeq, a predicted model, not a curated record